AUGAAUUUCCUAGAAUGCCUUGCUUUCUUCUUAGUAAUAGCAGCAUUUGUCAUUGGAAUCUUAGCCAAUGUCUUCAUAGCUUUAGUGAACUGCAUUGACUGGACCAAGAGAAAAAAGAUCUCCUCCGCUGAUGGAAUUCUCACUGGUCUAGCUAUCUCCAGGACUGGCUUGCUUUGGGUAAUAGUAAUGGGGAGUUAUUUGACUCUGUUCAAUACAAGAAUAUCUAGGAAACAAGUAACACUUGCUCACCAUGUUGCCUGGGUGGUAAGUAACCAUCUUAGUAUUUGGCUUGCGACAAUACUAAGCAUAUUUUAUUUGCUCAAGAUAGCUAAUUUCUCCAGUCUUCUAUUUCUUCAACUGAAGAGGAGAGUUGAGAGUAUUAUUUUUGUGUUAUUGUUGGGGAUGUUGUUAUUUUUGUCACUUAAUUUUACAAUGGAAUAUGUGGGAAAUACGUUGGUGGAUAGAUAUGAUGAAGGAAACAUGACAUGGAAGAGCCAACUGAAGGACAUGAUACAGCUUUCCAGUCUGACUGUAUUUACUCUUGAAAACAGCGUCCCCUUCUUCACAUCGCUGGUCUGUGUUUUGCUGUUAAUCUAUUCCCUGUGCAAACAUCUCAGGAAGAUGAAGCUUUAUGGCAAAGGAGCUCAAGAUUCCAGCACCAAGGUCCAUGUGAAGGCCUUGCAAACUAUGGCCUCCUUUCUCUUGCUCUUUGCAGUGUACACCUUCUCUGUAACCACAUUAGGCUGGUAUUUUAAUAAGCCACCUAAUGAAUCAUUCUAUUUGCUUUGCAGGGCUGCUAGUAGCAUCUAUCCUUCAGGCCAUUCAUGUGUCCUUAUUUGGGCAAACAAGAAGCUGAAACAGGCCUUUCUGUCUGUGGUAUGUUGGGUGAGGUGCUGGCUGAAAGAAUGGAAACGAUUGAGUCCAUAG
Messenger RNA from Perognathus longimembris pacificus (Pacific pocket mouse), 927 nucleotides. RefSeq names its product taste receptor type 2 member 19-like. The transcript has a single exon. The coding region runs from base 1 to 927 and encodes 308 amino acids. NCBI's taxonomy places the organism in Eukaryota, Metazoa, Chordata, Mammalia, Rodentia, Heteromyidae. Gene Ontology annotation, molecular function: G protein-coupled receptor activity; bitter taste receptor activity. Gene Ontology annotation, biological process: sensory perception of taste; G protein-coupled receptor signaling pathway; detection of chemical stimulus involved in sensory perception of bitter taste. The record is from RefSeq and is a predicted model, not a curated record. Gene Ontology annotation, cellular component: membrane.